AUGGUGGUCCCUCCAGCCAAGCGUGCCAAGUACGAAAACAUUGCCGGCCUGUCCAACCAGACCGUGGCCACCGCGACCCUCCCCCUCGAGGACGCCGACAUGGACCCGGUUCAGGAGCAGGAGCCAAGUACCGUAGCAGCCGAUGACAGCCCCCUGCCCGUCAGCACCUCGCCCCUCGACUACGAGAACGGCAUCUUUCUCGGACCCAUGGUUCGCAUCGGCACCCUUCCCACCCGCCUACUCUCGCUCGAAUACGGCGCCGAUCUUGUGUGGGGCCCUGAGAUUGUCGACCGCGCCAUUAUGGGCACUCAACGCCGCGUCGAUCCUCGCACCGGCGUGAUCGAGUACCUCAAGGACGACAAACAGGUCUUUUCCUGCCACCCCAUCGAACGACCUUACCUCGUGUUCCAGGUGGGCAGCGCCAACCCCGAGCAGGCGGCGCAGGCGGUCAAGAUCAUUACCGAGCACGACGACGUCGCCGCAGUCGACCUCAAUUGCGGCUGCCCAAAGCCCUUCUCCACUCAUGCCGGUAUGGGCGCCAACCUGCUCUCGACGCCGGAUCUCCUUUGCAACAUCCUCACGGCCAUGCGCCGGGCCGCACCGCCUCAUGUGGCUGUCACCUGCAAGAUCCGCCUGCUGCCGACCCAGGAGGCCACCAUCGCUCUCGUCGACCAGAUCGUCCGGACGGGUGCCAUCGAGUGCCUCACAGUCCACUGUCGGACCAAGGACAUGCGUCCUCGCGAGCCGGCACUGCUAGACCGCCUGCGCGACAUUGUCGACCACGUCAACGCCACCGCCAAGAGCCUCCAUCGCAAGAUCCCCGUCGUCUGCAACGGCGAUUGCUGGGACGCCAGCGUGGCGCCUAGGAUCAAGGAGCUCACCGGCGUCACCUCGACCAUGAUUGCCCGCGGCGCCGAGGCCAACCCGUCGUGCUUCCGAACCGAGGGCAACCUCAGCGUUCCGGACACCAUCGCGCCCAAAUUGAUCCAAUACUCUCUGGCGCUCAACAACCCGAUCGGCAACACCAAAUACUGUCUUGGUCAGCUGGCAUUCAAACCAUCCGAGUCGAUCCCAAAAGAGGUGCAGCUCCAGGGCAAGACCAAGAUGAUGCCCAAGAAGCAGCUUUCGGCCCUCCGCUCCGGUAUCUCCCAGGCCAAGACGCAGGAGGAUCUCGCUAAGGUCUUCAACAUUGACCCGGAACACGUCCGCUCCCAGGACGUAGACGCCAUCAUCCUCAGGGACCUCAAAGAGGCUCUGUCAAAGCGUGCUCGCACAACUUCGGGCGGAUUCGAUGGUCAGCGCGUCGGCGCCGUCGUGGGCAACGCUAACGAGGGCGCGCGUGAUGGCACCGGAUCGAGCGGCGGGCAGGGAGCCGAGGACGGCCACGCCUCGGGCGGAGGCCAGAGCCGGGCGACCGACAACUCGCCGCAGCCCGAGUGGAAGCAGCUGUUGGCCGAAAAGAUCGGAAAACACAUCAAGGACGAAAAAUCGCUCCUCUACUACGCCCUCUCUACUGUCGAGGCGCAGACUUCGGUCCACGAUGCGGCCAAGCCGCACGUCCGCUACGUCGUGCACCGCGGCUUCGUGAACGAGAAGCGCGACGGCGACGCUUCGGGAGGCAUCGCACCGCAGAACCCUAACUUCGGAUCGAGUCCGUGUCUGAUGACGACAACCGACGUGCGCACGCCCAAGGUUCAGCAGCUCAUCUCCCAGAGCGGCAUCCGGGCGCAGGGCACGGAUGGAAGCCAUGGCGGAGAAGGCGAGAUUGCAUGGUGGAUCGAGUCGGCACAGCUGCAGUUUCGCAUUUCCGGCACUCUGCAUGUGUUGCCUACCGAGGGACAUCCGCUUCGCAGCUCGUUUCCCUACGAUCGGCUCACUCCCCCACGGGCGCCCGGGUCGACCUCGACUGAGCCUUUCGAUUGGGACGGCGAACGGAGCCGCAUCUUCAACAAGCUCAAUCCAGGUCUGCUGGCGAGUUUUUGUCGCCCCACGCCUGGAUCGGCGCACCCGAACCUCGAUGCGCUCGACACGGCUAGACCCAAGGAUGACACCAGUUCGCCCUGGCCGCUCGAAUUGCCGCAACCCGGCAAGGAGGAGACCGAGCAGCAGAGACAGCAGCUGCGCGAGAGCGAAAAGAACUUUGCCCUCCUCGUCAUCGAGCCGCGCUCGGUGGACGUUGUCAACCUUGCCGACGAUACGCGGACCAUCUAUGAGCUGAAGCCCGGCCAGAAUGCGGCCACUGGCGAGUGGACCAAGAGGAGGGUCGUGCCCUGA
This is a messenger RNA of Pseudozyma flocculosa PF-1, 2274 nucleotides long. RefSeq lists its product as uncharacterized. NCBI's taxonomy places the organism in Eukaryota, Fungi, Basidiomycota, Ustilaginomycetes, Ustilaginales, Ustilaginaceae. Gene Ontology annotation, molecular function: tRNA dihydrouridine synthase activity; FMN binding; flavin adenine dinucleotide binding. Gene Ontology annotation, cellular component: cytoplasm. Gene Ontology annotation, biological process: tRNA dihydrouridine synthesis. The coding region runs from base 1 to 2274 and encodes 757 amino acids. The transcript has a single exon. The record is from RefSeq and is a predicted model, not a curated record.